This is a messenger RNA of Arachis ipaensis, 1247 nucleotides long. NCBI's taxonomy places the organism in Eukaryota, Viridiplantae, Streptophyta, Magnoliopsida, Fabales, Fabaceae. The record is from RefSeq and is a predicted model, not a curated record.
AUGAACAACACGCCUCUGAGUCUGUCACUAGCGAAACUCAAAGGUCACGUAGAGAGGGAGAGACAUUGCACUGGAAGCUUGGCGCGAAGAAGAACGAUACAAGGCGAGAGGCAUUGUCGAAUCAAGGGUAACGGUUCUCAAGUGGCAUCGUGGGAUCACCAUUCUUCGCAAGGAGCGACCCUACGAAGAGAUGGGACGUUUAAAGCAGGGUGCAGACCCUUCAUAGUGUUAGAUGGGACGUUUCUGAAAGGCUACUUUGGAGGGCAGUUACUAACAGCAGUAGGUCAGGACGCGAAUAACCAGCUUUUUCCAAUUGCAUACGGUGUUGUCGAUGCAGAAACUCGGGAAAAUUGGAGAUUCUUUCUCGAGGAGUUACAUACUGACAUAGGGGACUAUAAUGAGAAUGGCUGGGUUUUCAUGUUCGACCAGCAAAAGGGAUUGAUACCAGCAUUACAGGAUGUGAUGCCAGGUGUGAAGCACAGAUUUUGUUGUAUGCAUAUGUGGAGAAACCUGAACAAACGAUGGAAGGAUAAGGAGCUUAAGGGAGCAUUCUGGCAAUAUGCAAAAGCAACUACUGAUCAAGAAUUCAAGGAUGCAAUGGCUAAUGUGAAACGGAUCAAUAAACAGGCGUGGGAGUAUUUGGAUAAAUUUGAGCAAGAACAGUGGUCGAGAAGCAAGUUUUCUGAAUGGCCAAAGGUUGAUAGCUUGACUAGCAACAACUGUGAAUCGUUUAAUUCAACCAUUGUGGGUCUGCGGGAGAAAAGCAUACUGACAAUGCUUGAGGAGCUCAGGUUCUAUAUCAUGAAGACGAUGGCAACUCACAAGGACGCACUGAUGGCUUACACUGGACAUAUAGCCCCUAUACAAGUGAGUAGAUUAGAGAAGGAAAAAAACAAGCUAACUACUGGGAGGCACAGUGGUGUGGUGAUGAUGAACAUAACAAAUUUGAAGUCAGAAAGUGGCAACAUAGAGUCAGGGUGAACACAAGAGAGAGGACAUGUUCCUGCAGAAAAUGGCAACUGACUGGACUACCAUGCUGUCAUGGUAUUGCAGCAAUCCAGAGGAAGAAUGAGAAGCCUGAAGACUAUGUCCAUCACAAGCUCACCAUCGAGGCAUACAACAGGACUUACCAGUUUCACAUUAACAGCAUACCAAGCCAAGAGUAUUGGGAGCACCAUGAAGGGUUGCCUUGUCUGCCUCCUCCAUACAAGAGGCCUAUUGGAAGACCUUCCAAGAAAAGGAAGAAG